ACUGUUUACGGAUUCCCAGCGAACAUGGCUGCAGACCUGCAGACCAAAUACAGCAAGCUGGCGCAGGAGUAUUCAAAGCUCCGUGCCCAGAACCAGGUGCUGAAGAAGGCUGUUGUAGACGAGCAGGCCAACUCUACUGCUCUAAAAGAUCAGCUGAAGCAAAGGGACCAGAGCCUGAGAAAGCAGGAACAGGAGAUGGACAGCCUCACUUUCAGGAACCAACAGCUUGCCAAGAGGGUGGAGCUGCUACAAGAGGAGCUCGCUGCUAGUGAAGCCAAGGGCAAAAAGGGGAAGAACAAAGGAGACUCUCCCUCUCAGCAUCAUAGCCUACAGACCCAAAAUGUUUUUGAUGAAGACCUGCAGAAAAAAAUAGAAGAGAAUGAGCGGCUACAUAUACAAUUCUACGAAGCGGAUCAGCAGCACAAAAGGAGAGAGGCUGAGCUGAGGGCCCGACUAGAGGAGCUGGAAAGAAACACAGAGCAGCACCAUGCUGUUGUAGACAGCCUUACCACAAAGUAUGUGGAAACAAACGAACGGCUGCAGAACAACAAAGCAUGUUUGGAGGUGAAAGUACAAACACUGGAAAGAGAAGCAAAAGAGUGUAGGAUGCGAACAGAAGAAUGUCAGCAGCAGUUGAAGCGAUGUCAAUCAGAGCUGAGAAGUCAGCUGAAACAAAGCAGCAGCGUAAUUCAGGAGAAAGUGCCCUUCAAUGACACCAAAUUUAGUGAGUACAACAGCCUAAAUGUACCGUCACACAAUCGAAGGCAUCAGCUUAAAGCCCGGGACGUCACGGGCCAGGCCCUGAGCUUCAUCCAGGACUUGGUGGCAGCUCUGUUAAACUUCCACACGUACACAGAGCAGAGAGUGCACAUCUAUCCCCUGGACUCCUCCAUUGAGAUCAUCUCUCCUCUAAACGAGAAGUUUUCCCAGUAUCUACAUGAGAACGCUGCCUAUGUGCGCCCCCUGGAGGACAGCUUUCUGCAGUUUUACCAAAGCAUCACAGAAGACACAGUCACAGUUCUGGAGACUGUUGUCACGUUGAAGACUUUCACUGAGAAUUUCUCCUCAUACACCCACUUUCUGCAAAAGAUUCUUCCGUACCAGCUGAAAAGCCUGGAAGAAGAGUGCGAGGCACCUCUUUGCACAGCUGCUCUGACCGCCAAAAACCGAGAGCUACGGAGCGACAUGAAGAAAGUAACAUCUGUGUUUGAGAAGCUGCAGAGCUACAUUAACCUUUUGGCCUUACCCAGUGUUCGGCAGGAUGCCGUGCCGCAGAGCAGCACCUCAGCUGUCUUCACCCAGCUGGCUGCCUGCCUGCACAGUCUUCAUGAUGCCGUUAAAGAGAUGUCAAAGCAUUACAACCAGAAGGCGGGCAUCGAGCAGGAUCUCCCCACGGUCACCCAGAAGCUCAGUACCACCACAGAAUGCCUCCUCGGGUCUCUGGGCUCUCUGACCAGCAUCACUGGCAAGAUUGCCACUUUCUUCAGCAACAACUUGGACUUCUUCACAUCGCCGGCCUACAGUCCAAGAGGGAGCACGGCCACCCUCAACCCGCUGCAAGCAGAGACCAUGCUGGCCAACAAAAAGAAAGCAGCUGCCUACAUUCAGGCUAUCCAAAAGGGCAGGCCGCAGUCGGUUCCUUACAGAGAAGCCCUGUCAAAUCGCCGCAUCCUCACCAGCUCCACUGAGAGCAGAGAGGGACUAACUCAGCAGGUGCAGCAGAGCCAGGAGAAGAUUGCUCGGCUGGAGCAGGAGAAGGAGCACUGGCUCCUGGAGGCUCAGCUGGGGAAGGUGCGGCUGGAGAAGGAGAACCAGCGGAUUGCCGACCUGGAAGCACAGCUUGCAGCUGCUCUGGGGGGGAGUCCAAACUCGCAGCCGGCCGGAGCCAGCCGGCUCACUCAGAGCCACGAGGAAGCAGAGACGGAACAGAAAGCCACAGGGAAGGAGACAACUCUGUGCACCAGUCUGGUUGGCAUGUUGUGCACAACCCCCACGAAUGAGCAUGUGGGAGACGAGGAGUCCCGGGAGCAGCUGAUAAAGACGCACUAUAUGGCCCGAGUUGGAGAGCUCACCACCCAGCUCCAGAUUUCAGACAGCAAAGCCGUGCACUUUCACUCAGAGUGUCGAGCUUUGGCAAAGAGAUUAACCAUCGCAGAAAAAUCUCGGGAGACUCUGAGCGAAGAGGUCAAAGUGGCUAAUCAGAACAUCACACGCUUGCAGGAUGAGCUGGCUACAACCAAGAGGAGCUAUGAAGACCAGCUCAGUAUGAUGAGCGACCAUCUGUGUAGUAUGAACGAGACUUUGAGCAAGCAGAGGGAGGAGAUCGACACACUCAAACUGGGUGGCAAGGGAAAUGCCAAAAAGAACAAGGGCCGCUAGAGGAGUCUUCAGGACGCCUUCGGGAGAGCUUGAACAUCUCUGUACCAACACUGCCUCCACACUACAGGAGCAUCAGACUCUCCCACCGUCAGGCAGCGCAAACAAACCCUUAAAGGAUCCAACACGUGUGACAGUCAAAGCUUUGAUGUCUUCUUUGUCACAUCGCCUGGAAAAUGAUCAGCUAAAGAUGUUCAAUGCACGACUGAAGAUUUAAACAAAGCAGAGACGCUCAGUGAAGUCGAGACUCGAAGACCAAACCCUGUUAAUGUGUCGUUUUUGUUGCGAAAGAAAACGAACUGUGCGCUCCGACUGUGAGUAGGUGAACGGAGUAAAUGCUGGUUGUUUGAGAGCAGCAGAGUGACUCCAACACACUUUACAACACGAGAGUAUCGUUUUACAAUGAAGGGACUAACUUGUUAGUUUGAGCUCAUUUGUUCAGCGGUGAGUAAACUGACCCAAAGUACGUUGCACCUUUUAACACGCAGACACUGUAUUACAAGCGCCCGAACGAAAGGCUUUUGGAAUGUGAGUGAAAAGCGAACGCUUGAACUCAUUACUCUUUAUUUUCAGCCCUCUGGGGGUGGAAACAAAGCUCACCUUCCAGCACUGAUUAGCUGGAUUUACUUCCAUAGAAAAGGGACGGACAAGUUGAAGCUCGUGAAAAUUGUGUCUGUUUGUGUGUGAGACAUUGCUCUGUAACCAUUUUUUUUUUUUUUUUUUUUAAUCG
Messenger RNA from Nematolebias whitei (Rio pearlfish), 3106 nucleotides. RefSeq names its product protein phosphatase 1, regulatory subunit 21 (gene ppp1r21). Bases 25 to 2379 code for a protein of 784 amino acids. NCBI's taxonomy places the organism in Eukaryota, Metazoa, Chordata, Actinopteri, Cyprinodontiformes, Rivulidae. Gene Ontology annotation, cellular component: early endosome; membrane. The transcript has 22 exons. The record is from RefSeq and is a predicted model, not a curated record.